Rubroshorea leprosula is the source of this 670-nucleotide messenger RNA. The record is from the annotation of a GenBank genome assembly. Lineage: Eukaryota; Viridiplantae; Streptophyta; Magnoliopsida; Malvales; Dipterocarpaceae.
GGGAACCAAUCCCAAGCCAGGCUGUACCAUAACGGCGUGCGGGCGGGUGCAUUGGGCUUGAUGAUUAACUCCAUCAUCUUAGGACUCACUUCGCUGGCGUUGGAGCCUGUGGGCCGUGCGAUCGUUGGGGUCACCAACUUGUGGGGCCUAGUGAAUGUCAUCUUGUGCUUGUGUUUGGCGUCAACGGUGGUGAUUACGAAGAUGGCUGAGGCUCGGAGAUCUUUCCAUGGACCUGACUACACCCUAUCGGCACCAGUGAACAUCAAGGUCUCUGCCCGGGCCGUCUUCGGAGUCUUGGGUGUAUCCCUUGCGGUGACAUAUAGUAUCCCUUUUGCUUUGGCAUCAAUCUAUUGCUCGACAACUGGGGGAGGUCAAGGGCUCCCCCUGGGAGUGCUAAACUUGUCCAUUGUUAUUCCACAGAUGUUUGUUCGGUAAUCAGUGGGCCGCUGGAUGACGCAUUUGGUGGUGGUAACUUGCCAGCCUUCGUGUUAGGUUCGAUUGCAGCUGCAUUUAGUGCAUUGAUGGCCAUUUUUUUGCUUCCAAAGCCUCCCAAGCAAGUUUCUCUUGCUUCUGGAAUGGGUGGUGGGCACUGAGCCAAAGGCUUUCUUCUUCUACUUUGCUUAACUACCUUGCUUUUGCUUUUUGUCUUUAACCACCAUGGUCUUUAAUC